CCCGCACUCAGCCCCCGGGGCAUGCUCAGCCUUGGCAGAGCUCAACUCUGCCCUCCGGCCCCUGGCAGUCCCCCGGGGACUCGGGCUGUGCCCUGGUCCCCGGGCUGGGAGCUCCGGCCCAGCGCGCCCCGCUGCCCCAGGACCCCGAAGGGUGGCAGCCGCGCUCGUGCCCAGCGCCCCCUUGCCAAGCCCCCGGCCACUGCAAAGCCGAAGAGUCGGGCUGCUGGUUGCCCCCGCAACGCCGGGAGCGACCCCCGCUGGGAGGCGGUGCCGGGGAGUACCCACCCACCUGCCCGCAGCGCCGGGGACGGGCCGGGAAGCCGGAGUCCCUGCAGCCGCAGCCGCCGCCGCCGCCACCGCCGCCCCGGGCUCACCCCCUCUGCCACCCCCCAGCCGGGGCGAGGAGCCCGCCGCAGCGCCUGCACCAAUCUCCCACUCCGCAACGCGGUCCCUGCCAGCAAGAAGGGAGGAAACAGCCCCAGCCACCGCCGCAGCAACAGCAGCUACUGCUCCGAAACUUCUCUAGCAGCCUCUCGCGCUCCUCCUCCUCCUCCUCCUCCCGCUGCCCCUGGAUCCUCAGCCCAGUCGGAGACGAGCAGGUCAAUGCGGACGCCCGGACGCUGAGCCAUGCCGGGUCCCGGACAUCGAGCACCGAGCCAAACCCCUUCACCCAGAUAGCCAUGAACAGCUGCAAGUACAACGGCGGGGUGGGGCAGCCCCUGAGCGGGCUGGGCUCCCCCCCGAGGGAGGCCCCCGAGCCUGAGUCCCAGCCACUGCAGCCCCUGCAUGGCUCCGGCCUGGAGGUGGUGGUGUCCAAGUCGGAGCAGGAGGGGGAGGAGGAAGAGGACGAGGAGGAGGAUGAGGACGAGGACGGGCGCCGCCCUCGGAACCCGAAGAAGAACCAGAAUGUCGGGUACCGGCUGGGGCACCGGCGCGCCCUCUUUGAGAAGCGGAAGCGGCUCAGCGACUAUGCCCUCAUCUUUGGCAUGUUCGGCAUCGUUGUCAUGGUGACGGAGACGGAGUUGUCCUGGGGUGUCUACACCAAGGAGUCUUCAUAUUCAUUUGCACUAAAAUGCCUUAUCAGCCUUUCUACCGUCAUCCUGCUAGGUCUCAUCAUCAUGUACCAUGCCCGGGAGAUCCAGCUCUUUAUGGUGGACAAUGGAGCGGACGACUGGCGCAUCGCCAUGACGUACGAGCGGAUUUUCUUCAUUACCUUGGAGCUGGUGGUUUGUGCCAUCCACCCCAUCCCCGGCCAGUACCUGUUCACCUGGACAGCCCGCCUGGCCUUCACCUACACCACGUCUGUGGCGGACGCCGAUGUGGACAUCAUCCUGUCCAUCCCCAUGUUCCUGCGACUCUACCUCAUCGGGCGGGUUAUGCUGCUGCACAGCAAGCUGUUCACGGACGCCUCGUCCCGCAGCAUCGGGGCCCUCAACAAGAUCAACUUCAACACCCGCUUUGUCAUGAAAACCCUGAUGACCAUCUGCCCAGGCACCGUUCUCCUAGUCUUCAGCAUCUCCUCCUGGAUCAUCGCUGCCUGGACCGUGCGGGUCUGUGAGAGGGAAAAACUGUACCACGACAAGCAGGAAGUGACCAGCAAUUUCCUGGGGGCCAUGUGGUUGAUCUCCAUCACCUUCCUGUCCAUCGGCUACGGGGACAUGGUGCCGCACACCUACUGUGGGAAGGGUGUCUGCCUGCUCACAGGAAUCAUGGGGGCGGGAUGCACUGCCUUGGUGGUGGCCGUGGUGGCUCGGAAGCUGGAACUGACCAAAGCCGAGAAGCACGUGCACAACUUUAUGAUGGACACUCAGCUCACCAAGCGGGUAAAAAACGCUGCUGCCAACGUACUCAGGGAAACGUGGCUCAUCUAUAAACACACCAAGCUGGUGAAGAAACCCGACCACGCCAGAGUUCGGAAACACCAGCGUAAGUUCCUCCAAGCCAUCCAUCAGGCUCAGAAGUUGAGGAGUGUGAAAAUGGAGCAGAGGAAACUGAAUGACCAGGCCAACACGCUGGUAGACUUGGCAAAGACACAGAAUGUUAUGUUCGACAUGGUCUCGGAGCUCCAGGAACGCAACGAAGACCUGGAGAAGCGGAUCGUCGCUCUGGAGAACAAGAUCGAUGCCCUCAGUGCCAGCCUUCAGGCCCUGCCCGGACUCAUCACCCAAGCCAUACGCCAGCGGCCAGCACCCCCACCCCAGGAGGGCGGCCCUCCCCGCCCCGGUCCCGGCUCCCAUAGCUCGGAGCACUCAGCCUGGACCCCCACUCGCCGGCGCAAAUCGCCCUCCACCGCCCCCCAUACCUCCUCUGACAGCGGGUGACGCGUGGGGGAGGUGAUGUGGAGGGAGGCUCAGAGAAGGCCCGCAGGAUGGUGCCCGCGGGGGGACAGGAGGGGUGGGGAACACCACGGGCAUGGAAACCAACAAACCAACUCAGACGAUUUAUGUUUAGCCAUUGUAUGGCUGAUUAACUCAGCUUUGUUUUGUAAAGCCCUGUAUAGUUAUAUCUCUUGGAGUUCAAGAUGCUGGAGUGAAACAGCCACCUUUAUGUGGUGUCAUACGGGUGAGGUCGGCCAACCUCCACCCGUCAAUCCGGGUCAAUUCUCCUUGGGGCCACCAGGGGGAGCUACGGGGAAUGGUACCUCCAGGGAUGGGAUUCUUUUGAGGAGGGGCUUCUGCGGAUUGGGGCGGGUCUUGGGUCAUGUCACCUAGGACGGGGUAGAGGUGGAGUUUAACAUCCAGCUGGCCCUGCUUGCUGUGGGUCACAUCACGGUUUGCUGAGCAAAUGCCCUUUGAGGAAGUCUUGACUUUGAAGACAGAUGGGGGGGAGGGAGCAGGAGGUGAGGCAACAUUUGAUCUGACUCAGUUUCCUACCCCUGCCCCAGUCUCUCAUCUUCUUUGGCCUCCUGCCCCCCCCAUCCUUGGAGCCUAAUUCAGCAGGCACUGCUUAGUCUUUGAAGCCUCCGCACCAGGAUACCCAGGGUGAGGAGACCAGCCACUUCCCCUCCUGCCAUGUUCCCCGGUCUCCCACUACCCUAAGGGGCUUGGGGAGGGUCUUUCUCUUCCCCUAGCAGGUCCAGCCCACCCGAGGGAGUCUUUUCACCUCUCGGCAACUCCUUUGAAGGACUCAACAGGCAAAGAUGUCUAUGGGGAAGGAGGGUACAGCCCUGAUUGGCUUGGGGACCGUUUUAGAGGCAUAAUGUGGGGAAGCAAGGGUUAGGGUGAGGGGAAGAUACUCUCUACCUUUCUCGCUCCUGUGGUGUCUGUAUUCCAAGCUGGCAGCUCCCCAUGGCACCAGAAAUACAAAUUAGUGGCUAAUACAAAUCUGCAGACCAAUUGGGGUGGGGUGGGGGACUGCCCCCUAGUCCUUGCACCAAAGGCAGGGAGGUGUGAGGGGCUCUCUGACUUCUGGGCUCCAAAAGGGGUUGAUCCCCAUCUUGAUGGACAAGAGUCUGAACAGCAAUGGGAAAUGCUGCAUCUAGGUAACAGUCCCUAAUAAUAAUAGUGGUAUCUGUUAAGUGUGCACUGUUCUAAGCCCUGGGGGAGAUAGAAGAC
Messenger RNA from Tachyglossus aculeatus (Australian echidna), 3554 nucleotides. RefSeq names its product potassium calcium-activated channel subfamily N member 1 (gene KCNN1). Gene Ontology annotation, molecular function: calmodulin binding; small conductance calcium-activated potassium channel activity. The transcript has 11 exons. Bases 681 to 2321 code for a protein of 546 amino acids. The record is from RefSeq and is a predicted model, not a curated record. NCBI's taxonomy places the organism in Eukaryota, Metazoa, Chordata, Mammalia, Monotremata, Tachyglossidae. Gene Ontology annotation, cellular component: plasma membrane; neuron projection; neuronal cell body. Gene Ontology annotation, biological process: potassium ion transmembrane transport.